AUGUACGCUUCUCGGAUUUUGCUGGGCGCCCUCGCCGCGGCUUUGGCCACUGCAGAUACUUGUUCCACCGUUCAACUCAUCUCUUCCAUCGAGGUAGAUAGUCCUGUGUCCUUGGACUAUAUCACGGAGCAGGCAGACUACUGGUCCUCCUCAUGUGCCUCACUCCUCCCAACCUGCAUCAUCUUUCCCAAGUCCGCCGAAGAGGUGGCCACAGUCAUCAAGGUACUGAAUGACAAUGAUGAGAGCUUUGCCAUCAAGUCUGGGGGUCAUAAUCCCAACAACUACUUCUCCAGCAUUGAAGGCGGUCCUCUGAUUUCAACUCAGAGGAUGGACCAGGUCCUUCUUGACAUUGAUACCGGCAUUGCAAGGGUCGGACCUGGUAUCCGUCUGGAUGAGAUUGCUGCUCAGCUGCAAGGAACCGGUUGGACCUUUGUCGGAGGGCGGAUUGGAAACACUGGUGUCGGUGGCCUAGUCCUCGGUGGUGGCCUCUCCUACAUGUCUGCCCAAUAUGGGUGGGCUGCCUCGUCGGUCAUCGAGUACGAGAUUGUCCUCGCCAACGGUACCGUCACCACCGUGUCCGAGACGCAAAACCCCGAUCUGUACAAGGCGCUCAAGGGCGGCGGCAACAAUUUUGGCAUUGUCACAACCUACGUGCUGCAGACAUACCGGCAGGGCGAUGUCUACGGCGGCAACUUGGUCUUUCUCAGGACCCCCGAGACAGACGCGACGUUGCUCAAGGCCGUGCGCGACUUUACCGAGUACAAUGAUGACGACAAGGCGGCCGUCAUUGUGACGGCCGAGCGGUCCACUGCCAAUGCGAUUGACUCGUGGAUACUCUUCAUCUUUUACGACGGCGCCGUGCCCCCCGAGGAGACGUUCAAGAACUUUACCGAUGCGGGACCCACGCUGAACACGUUGCGGACGCAGACGUACUCGGAGCUGAUUGGCGGCAGCAACUGGGUCAUUGUCAAGGCGUCGGUCGUGGACAUUGGCACCGAGACGAUUCCUCUCCCUUCUUUGGAGAAUGGCGACUUUAUGGACGAGCUGCACGCCCACUGGCGCAACAUUUCGGGCAGUGUCCAGCUCGAGCCGGGUAUCGUCGCAUCAAUUGCCUAUCAGCCCUUUCCCAAGCGUAUCGCCACAGCUGCCAAGGAGAGGAGCGUUGACCUCAUUGAUUGCGAUGACGAUGUGGACAAGAUGAUUAUUGAAAUGAACUAUAGCUUUACGUUGCAGUCCGACUAUGACAAGAUGGCAGAUACGCUGGAAGCGACCUACACGGGUGUUCGCGACAGAGUCUUGGAAUGGACAAGUGCGGGUAAAUUGCCAGAGACAUAUUUGCCCGUCUUUAUGAACUAUGGCUUCUUCCGCCAGGACUACUUUGGCAGACUCAAGCCGGAAAAUGCAGAGUUUGCAAAGACUGUGGCGGAGCAGGUCGAUCCCAAUGGAUUCUUUAGAGAUCGUACGGGAGGGUUCAGACCAUAA
Molecule: messenger RNA, 1482 nt
Organism: Pestalotiopsis fici W106-1
Lineage: Eukaryota; Fungi; Ascomycota; Sordariomycetes; Amphisphaeriales; Sporocadaceae
Exons: 2
Coding region: 1-1482 (493 amino acids)
Molecular function (GO): FAD binding
Source: RefSeq, a predicted model, not a curated record